UUUGAUUGGCAACGCACGUGCAAAGAAUGCUAAAUUUUGUUUGAUAUUUAGGUUGUCUGAUCUGAAUGCUGGAAAUACUUAGUUUCGAACUGUUGAAAUGUUAAAAUUGCCCUUAAAAUCCUUUGAAUUUUCCAAAUUUCAUAGAUUGAUGCGAAUUAAAUUAUCCAGUAAUUGAAUAGGAUUUUACAUAUUAUCUAGAAGAUGGCGUCGAUGCAUUUCAUCAAAUUUGAGAUUUUGAAUUGAGUUUGGGAGUCUUCCAAGAACUUUUUAGUGCAGAGGCUGUGAUUUUUAAUUUAACUACCAUUUAUAAUAGUAUGAAUCUAGACCAAUUCUUAUAAUCAUAUGGCAUUGGACUGAUGCAGUGAUUACAGAUAUUAGUCAGGAGGGAAAAAAAGAGACUGCAGAAGGAAUUGAUGGCUAUACAGAAGGAGCCACCCCCUGGUGUAAGAGUAAACCCUGAAAAUAUUGGACCUUCCUUAACUCAAUGGACUGUUGACAUGGAAGGAGCUGUAGGUACAUUAUAUGAGGGUGAAAAAUUUCAGUUAUUAUUUAAAUUCACUACGAAGUAUCCAUUUGAUUCACCUGAGGUGACUUUCAUAGGCCCAAACAUUCCAGUACAUCCCCAUGUGUAUAGCAAUGGGCACAUAUGUUUAUCCAUUUUAACUGAAGACUGGUCUCCUGCAUUGUCAGUGCAGUCAGUGUGCCUGAGUAUAGUUUCCAUGCUUUCUAGUUGCAAAGAAAAAAAACGGCCUCCAGAUAAUACUUUGUAUGUAAAGACAUGUAGUAAAAAUCCUAAGAAGACUAGAUGGUGGUAUCAUGAUGAUUCUGUGUGACAACUUGCAAUUGUUAGAAGAUAUUUUAAAAUUUGACACGCUUCUACAUAUGCAGAACAACAGAGUGUACCAUUGCACCUGUUUUCCUAUUCUGAGAAUAAGGUUCGAGAGAUUAAAAAAAUAAUAAAAAAAAGCAGUUUUUGUAAUCACAAGAUUAUGUAAAGUUUUUUACUUGAAAUGCGUGUAUCUCUGUAUCAUAAUAUGUGCCUGUAUAAUAGUACCAUUGAUUUUUUUGCAUGUUUUAUGACUUUUAGGGUAUUUUUUCAUUACAAAAAUUUUAGCAUAUUUUGUUAGAAUCCUUUCAUUUAUUUUCACAAUUUUUGAGUAGGUUGUAUUAAUUCAGUUCCCUUUCAUGCUGUAAUUCUGGUGUUAUAAAUUCACAAAAUAUGCAUUUGAGUUGAUAUACAAAUAAUAGGGAGGCUUAUAGAUUGAUAAGUUCAGCAGCUCUGUGUAUUGUAAAGCAUGCUGUGUAAAGUUUGUUAGUAGGUGUACCUAUUAUAAAUGUGUAAUAAAAGUAUGCAUUAUUAAAAUUUUAACUUAAGGUCAUUCCUCUCUUUUUUUUGUGUGCAGGUUGAUUCAGAAUGAACUGAACUAUUUAAAGGCUUUUAGUGUGAAAUGAUAAAUCUGAUAAGAUUCAAUUUUCUUUUAAAACAAUGUUUGUGAUUGUUUAUUAAGUUUUAUUUAAUUUGGAAAGUUUCUGUUCAUUGAAGGAAAACUGAGAGUUCUACUAAUAACUCUAUGUACAUAAUUAUACUUUGUAUAAAAAUAAUUGGAAAUGUUGCAAUAUUUGGUCAAUUAUUUCUAUUAUAAGAAUGAUAUUUGAAUAUUCCAUUCAGAUGUUUUUGUUUGAAACUGGCAUAGUUUUAAAUAUUUGAAUGGGAGAAAAAGGCCUUUAAUUUAGAUACAUUU
Messenger RNA from Argiope bruennichi, 1742 nucleotides. Its product is annotated as ubiquitin-conjugating enzyme E2 W-like. Lineage: Eukaryota; Metazoa; Arthropoda; Arachnida; Araneae; Araneidae. The transcript has 7 exons. Bases 414 to 833 code for a protein of 139 amino acids. The record is from RefSeq and is a predicted model, not a curated record.